AUCUUACAAAAAUGGGGAAUGGAGCCAGUAGUUGUUGCGCGGGAACCACCUCCGGAGACAUUUCCAAACGAUACGACGUCGUACCCGUUCAUGACAACUUAGGUCAUUCUUUCUGUUAUGUCCGACCAGUUACCAACCAAUCAGAUUCUUCUUUUCAGACAGAACCUUCUCUCCUCCGACACGACGACACCAUCCCUGGAGCCACCACUACUUUCCGGUCAAUCUCCGGCGCUUCCGUUAGCGCCAAUACUUCCACGGCGCUCUCUGCUUCUCCGUCAACAGACGCUUCGUUGUUAGCCUCAGGGUUCGAGAGCUCUAAUAGAUUCGCUUCCUUGCCGCUCAAGCCUGUCCCGCGUAGCCCGAUAAAGAAACCGGGUCACGAGUCGGGUCUGUUCGAGCGACGGUUUUUAUCCGGUCCGAAUGAAAGCGGUUUGGUUUCAGGUCCGGUUCGGAAGGACAAGAAGAAGAAGAAGAAAACAAAAAAGAUCAAAUCGUUUUCGAAACCUAAACCUAAUAAGAAACUUCUCACAUUCAAAACUAUCUUCACAAACCUAAUCUCUUCUCGUUGUAAGAAGAGUGUGAUUGAGCCAAUCGAUGGUUCGUAUUCCUCUAACGAAUCUUCAGAUUCCGAUGAGAUCAAGACAAGUAUGAGAAGACAAGAAAGUCCUCGAACUAAAGAACGAGAAGACUUUCAAGAAGAUUCGGAAGAAGAAGAGAAGAGUGAGUCUGUUUUAGAGGAUGAGCCAAAGAUACAAUGGGCGCAGGGGAAAGCAGGGGAAGAUAGAGUUCAUGUCAUCCUUUCUGAGGAAAAUGGUUGGCUUUUCGUCGGGAUUUACGACGGAUUUAGCGGUCCAGAUCCACCGGAUUAUCUUCUCAACAAUCUCUACACCGCCGUGCUUAAAGAGCUCAAAGGUUUGCUAUGGAACGACACGUUAGAAUCCGAGGAUCUUGGAUCAUAUAGCACGUCCCAGAUCAAGAAACAGAGUAUACUCGACCAAGAUUCUGAUUCUGGUAAAAGAAACUGCCAUGUAAUGAAAGAAGAAAUAGUUGCUUGUGACUCAAGAAACAUGGAAGUAAUGAAAGAAGACUCUGUUUCUUGUGAGUCAAGAAACAUAGCCGAUAAUAUGAAGAAGUUGCAAUGGAGAUGCGAGUGGAACAGCAAUUCUACGCACAAGGAAUCUGAUUUGGAGAUGAUUAACCAUAAAGACGUUUUGAGAGCUCUUCAACAAGCGUUGAAGAAAACAGAAGAAGCGUUUGAUCUGAAGGUAGAUGAGAAUCCAGAGCUAGCACUGAUGGGAUCUUGUGUUCUUGUGACGUUGAUGAAAGGAGAAGAUGUUUACGUGAUGAGUGUUGGAGAUAGCCGAGCGGUUUUGGCUAGAAGACCUGAUCUAAGGAGGCAGCGGAAGACUAAGAUGCAAAUCGAGCUUGAGAGAAUCAAAGAAGAGAGUCCAUUAGAGACAUUCUUGGUCCGAGAAAAAGGAUUGAAUCUUUUGGUUCCUGUUCAGCUUAAUAUGGAACAUAGCACGAACAAUAAAGAGGAAGUGAGAAGAAUCAAGAUGGAACAUCCUGAUGAUUCAUUGGCGAUAGAGAAAGAUAGAGUGAAAGGUUCUCUAAAAGUCACACGUGCUUUUGGCGCUGGAUUCCUUAAACAACCGAAAUGGAACGAGGCGCUUCUAGAGAUGUUCAGAAUCAACUACGUUGGAACAUCGCCAUACAUCAUGUGCGCCCCGUCGCUCUACCAUCACAGACUCACGUCACGUGACAAAUUCCUCAUACUCUCCUCCGAUGGAUUGUACGAAUACUUUUCCAACGACGAAGCCAUAUUUGAGGUAGACUCUUUCAUCUCAGCCUUCCCUGAAGGUGAUCCUGCUCAGCAUCUUAUCCAAGAAGUCCUCCUUAGAGCUGCCAAAAAAUAUGGUAUGGACUUCCAUGAGUUGCUGGAGAUACCGCAAGGAGAUCGUCGCAAGUAUCAUGACGAUGUUUCAGUGAUUGUGAUUUCACUAGAAGGAAGAAUUUGGAGAUCUUCCAUGUGAAUAUAAUUUAAACAUCUUCUUCUAACAAAACAAAAAGUUGCUAAAAGAUCUUUUGAAUAGACUCACUGAACUUUUUUUCUUUCUCUAGUGAGUUUUUGUUAUCUAUUUAUUUCUCGCGUAUUUGAAUAUGCUGUAUUGUCUAUUGUCU
Molecule: messenger RNA, 2181 nt
Organism: Eruca vesicaria subsp. sativa (arugula)
Lineage: Eukaryota; Viridiplantae; Streptophyta; Magnoliopsida; Brassicales; Brassicaceae
Source: the annotation of a GenBank genome assembly